Messenger RNA from Penicillium paradoxum, 1548 nucleotides. RefSeq names its product protein disulfide isomerase PDI1 (gene pdiA). Bases 1 to 1548 code for a protein of 515 amino acids. The transcript has 4 exons. NCBI's taxonomy places the organism in Eukaryota, Fungi, Ascomycota, Eurotiomycetes, Eurotiales, Aspergillaceae. The record is from RefSeq and is a predicted model, not a curated record. Gene Ontology annotation, cellular component: endoplasmic reticulum. Gene Ontology annotation, biological process: protein folding; response to endoplasmic reticulum stress. Gene Ontology annotation, molecular function: protein disulfide isomerase activity.
AUGCGGUCCUUUGCCCCUCUCGUCCUGAGCCUCCUUGGCGCUACUGCGGUUCACGCAGCUGAGCCCGAAGCUGCCGAGGCCGAUGCCAAUGUUAUCACAUUGACCACCGAUACCUUUGAUGACUUCGUCAAGGAGCACCCUUUGGUUCUUGCUGAGUUCUAUGCACCCUGGUGCGGUCACUGCAAGGCCCUCGCCCCCAAGUACGAAGAGGCGGCCACAGAGCUCAAGGCAAAGGAGAUCCCCGUCGUCAAGGUGGAUUGCACCGAGGAGGAGGAGUUGUGCAGAACGUACGAGGUGGAUGGGUACCCUACACUCAAGGUUUUCCGUGGCCCGGAUUCCCACAAGCCCUACGGUGGUGCCCGUAAGGCCGAUGCUAUCGUUUCAUAUAUGACCAAGCAGUCGAUGCCUGCCGUCUCGACCGUGAACGAGGAGAACUUGGAGGAAUUCAAGGCCCUGGAUAAGAUUGUGAUUAUCGGAUACGUCGCUUCCGAUGAUAAGGAUGCCAAUGACAGCUUCACUUCGUUCGCUGAGACUCAGCGUGACAACUUCCUCUUCGCUGCCUCUAGCGACGCCGCUCUCGCCAAGGCUGAGGGAGUCAAGCAGCCCUCCAUCGUUAUCUACAAGGACUUCGAUGAGAAGAAGACCGUUUACGACGGAAAGCUCGAGGGUGACGCUAUUCUCGACUGGAUCAAGAUCGCUAGCACUCCUCUUGUCGGCGAGCUCGGUCCCGAAACCUACUCGAAGUACAUGGCGGCCGGCAUCCCCCUCGCUUACAUCUUCGCCGAGACUGCUGAGGAGCGCGAGCAAUUGGCGGCUGAUUUCCGCCCCAUUGCUGAGAAGCACCGUGGCGCUAUUAACAUUGUUACCCUUGAUGCUAAGCUCUACGGCGCCCACGCUGGAAACCUCAACCUCAAGCCUGAGGAAUUCCCCGCUUUUGCUAUCCAGGACACUACCAAGAACGCCAAGUACCCCUACGACCAAACCAAGAAGGUUGACGCGAAGGAUGUUGGCAAGUUCAUCAAGAACGUCCUUGAUGGCAAAGUUGAUCCUAGCAUCAAGUCCGAGCCCAUUCCAGAGACUCAGGAAGGCCCCGUCACCGUUGUUGUUGGUCGCAACUACCAGGAGGUUGUCAUUGAAAACGAGAAGGAUGUCCUGGUCGAGUUCUAUGCCCCCUGGUGCGGACACUGCAAGGCUCUUGCUCCCAAGUACGACGAGCUCGCUGCACUCUACGCUGAUAUUCCUGAGCUGAACGAAAAGGUUACUAUCGCCAAGAUCGACGCCACUGCCAACGAUGUGCCUGAUUCUAUCACUGGGUUCCCCACCAUCAAGCUCUAUCCCGCUGGUGCUAAGGACUCCCCUGUUGAGUACUCUGGUUCCCGUACUGUCGAGGAUCUCGUCACCUUUAUCAAGGAGAACGGCAAGUACCAGGUGGAUGGUCUCGAUGGAGGCGCAAAGAAGCCCGUGGAGCGUGGGGAUGUUACCGCUGCUUCCCCCAAGGCCACUGAGUCUGCUGCUUCCGAUGAGAAGGUUGCUCACGAUGAACUCUGA